AUGAGUGGGAACCAAACAUUCUUGGUGGUUGCAAGACUACAUCGCUUUCCUCCAGGAAAUGGCCAGUCUUUAGAAACUCUGUGUGCGAUUGGUUUGGCAAGAUGCAUGCUCUUUGAGGCUCCUGUAAAAAAAGAGAAAGGUGACACGUUUCAUCCGGACCCAUCAACGCACAGUGAAUUGGAGAAGAUGUUUCUGAGAUCAGAGGGAACCAAACCUCCAUUUUGUGCUGAAUUUCUUAUAGCAAUUUUUGGCAAAUUGUUCAUUGAGAAAUUGCAAGAGUAUUCCAGGAAAAGGGGUGAAACAACGGUUGUUGAAUCUCUGCAACAUUUAUGCUACGAAACUUCUUCAAAAUCAUUUGAUACUGAUCACUUCCUUGGGUCGGUUCUUGGUUGCUAUGAUGGAUAUGCGUAUCCAAAACUCUACGGAGAAGCAUGGAAAGAUCCUCCCAAUGACUCGGUUGUCUCUGAUGGCUAUCAUGAAUAUAUUCACCCUAUGCUGAAGCAAAAUCUCCAAGAUGCAACAUUGUAG
Molecule: messenger RNA, 528 nt
Organism: Dovyalis caffra
Lineage: Eukaryota; Viridiplantae; Streptophyta; Magnoliopsida; Malpighiales; Salicaceae
Source: the annotation of a GenBank genome assembly